AUGCACAAAAACACGCUCAACAGGUUGAUGGCAAGCAAGUCUUUGAUCCAUCAUCAUCAUAACAUGAUCAAGACAAUACUAUCUUCAUCCAUGAAUACAAUCAAAACUACAAAUACUCUUCGUAAUUAUGCCAUUACCAAAAUUCCUCUACCUUCCCUCUCACCAACCAUGACUUCGGGUGAGAUUGUAAAUUGGGUGAAGAAAGAAGGCGAUAAAGUAAAUGUGGGCGAUAUCUUGUGCGAGAUUAGAACUGAUAAAUCAGUUUUGGAGUUUGAAUCAGUAGAGGAGGGUAUUUUGGGCAAGAUUGUUUUGCCCGGAGGAUCCAAGAACAUUCCUAUGGGAGCCACUAUUGCUUACCUUGUCGAUAAGAAAGAAGAGAUUUCAUCCAUUCCAUCAGAAUCAGAUUCUCAGACUCCAUCAGCUGCAACAACACCAACCACCAAGCCUUCCACCUCUGCAUCACAGGCAAGCAGGCAAGAACAGCAACAACAACCUCACGAGUCAUCUUUCUCUCACUCAGCACCCCUUUCUCCAGCUGUUCUUCGUAUUCUUCAUGAAAAUUCAUGGAUUAAUACAUCACAGAUUAAACCCAGUGGUAGAGGAGGCAGAUUGACCAAAUCAGAUCUUGUUCAGUUUAUGGCAACCAAUCCUCAAACAGUAGGUACACCAUCCACUCCACAAACAGCAACAACCACAACACAACAAGCAAGUGUUGUGCCACCUACCGCUGUAAAGGCAUCACAAGUCGCUUCGCCCUCCACAACCAUGGUGACACAAACACCACUUACCUCAUCUUUCAAUGACAUUCCAACAACACAAAUAAGAAAAAUUAUUGCAUCCAGAUUGUUGGAAUCUAAACAAACAGUACCACACAGCUACUUCACCAUUGAAGCUAGAAUUGACAAGUUGUUGAACAUUAAGAAUAGAUUGGCAAAUGAGAAGAAUAUCAAGGCUUCUGUCAAUGAUCUCAUUAUUUAUUGUGCAUCCAAAGCUUUGCAAAGAGUUCCAGAGUGUAAUGUUGUUGUUAAAGGAAAUCAGUACAUUCAAGCAGAGAAUAUUGAUAUUUCUUUUGCUGUUGCGACACCAACUGGUUUAAUUACGCCAAUUAUUCCAAAGACCAACACAAAAACAAUCGAACAAAUUGCAUCAUCUGUGAAGGAAUUAAGCAAAAGAGCAAAGGAAAACAAACUCAAACCAGAGGAAUUCCAAGGAGGCACAUUUUGCAUUUCAAACCUUGGUAUGUUUGGAAUUCAACAUUUUUCUGCUGUUAUCAAUCCACCCCAUGGCAUUAUUCUUGCCAUUGGAUCUUCUCAAAAGAAGCCUGUUUUACCUUCUGUUGAUUUAGAUGCCGACACCCCCAUAGAUACCAAUAUUAAUGACGUUGAGAUGGGAACAUUUAUGAGCGUUACAGCUUCUUGUGAUGCUAGAGCUGUUGACAGAGAAUUAGCAGGUAGAUUUAUGCAGGUUCUGCGUGAAGAAUUGGAAUUUUCGUUUUCACUUUAA
This is a messenger RNA of Naegleria lovaniensis, 1503 nucleotides long. RefSeq lists its product as uncharacterized. The transcript has a single exon. Gene Ontology annotation, molecular function: acyltransferase activity. Gene Ontology annotation, cellular component: pyruvate dehydrogenase complex; mitochondrion. The record is from RefSeq and is a predicted model, not a curated record. Gene Ontology annotation, biological process: pyruvate decarboxylation to acetyl-CoA. The coding region runs from base 1 to 1503 and encodes 500 amino acids. Lineage: Eukaryota; Heterolobosea; Eutetramitea; Acrasida; Naegleriidae.